ACUCUCCCGAAAUCCGACCACAUUUGCCGCCGUCACCAAACACUGCCUUGCGUUCUUCAUAUAAUCUCUCUCUCUUCCCAAUAAUGUCUUUAACUCUUUCUCUGUCACCCUCCCUUCCUCAUGCGCACUUUAGACCUUCCCUCCACUCCAUGUCUAUCCUGCGCCGCCUCCCUCCCUUCCCUCACCACCUAAAAUCUCUUCACCUUAAACUUCGCCGUCGAAACUUCGCCACUGUCGCUGCCGCAGCUGUACGCCAGGACACCACCGUCUGGACUCCGGUUCCGCUCUCGGAAGUUUCCCCCGCUGCCGAGUCUCUGUUCCAUAUAUCGAUAGACGUCUCUAGCGCGCCUGAUCUAGCAGAAGGCCACACUAGCGCGGGACAAUACCUCCAGCUCCGUCUCGCCGACAUAGCGAAACCGACCUUCCUCGCUAUCGCCUCUCCGCCUUCGUUUGCGUCCGCGAGUGGCGCGUUUGAAUUCCUGGUGAAGAAUAUAGCUGGUUCCACGGCGGAGGCUCUGUGUGGUUUAAAGAAGGGAGAUGUUGUUGAGAUUAGUCAAGUCAUGGGAAAAGGUUUCGAUAUCGAUCGAAUCCAGCCGCCUGAUGCGUAUCCAACGGUUGUGAUUUUUGCUACCGGAUCGGGAAUUAGUCCAAUCAGGUCACUUAUAGAAGUGGGAUUCAGUGCGAAUGAGAGACCUGAUGUCAGACUUUAUUACGGAGCUAGAAACCUCAAGAGAAUGGCUUAUCAGGAUAGGUUUAAAGAGUGGGAAGCUUCUGGUGUUAAGAUUGUGCCUGUAUUGUCGCAACCUGAUGGGAAUUGGUCUGGUGAAGCGGGCUAUGUACAGGCUGCUUUUGCUAGGGCCAAGCAGAUUUUUAGCCCUGAGGGCACUGGUGCCAUUCUGUGUGGGCAAAAACAGAUGGCUGAGGAAGUAACUUCUAUUCUUGUAGGGGAAGGAGUGUCGACUGAGAGGAUAUUGAAGAACUUCUGACGGAAAUUCAUAAGAAUUUGAUUAUAAUUGUUGUAAUUGUUGAGCUACAGUUAGUAGUGAUUCUUUCUUCCAAGUGCUGAAGAUCCAGCUUCUCUCCCAGCCCUAAUAAAUCCAAUUUUGCA
Molecule: messenger RNA, 1108 nt
Organism: Mangifera indica (mango)
Lineage: Eukaryota; Viridiplantae; Streptophyta; Magnoliopsida; Sapindales; Anacardiaceae
Product: fruit protein pKIWI502
Exons: 5
Coding region: 84-986 (300 amino acids)
Molecular function (GO): oxidoreductase activity
Source: RefSeq, a predicted model, not a curated record